This is a messenger RNA of Penicillium egyptiacum, 1248 nucleotides long. Lineage: Eukaryota; Fungi; Ascomycota; Eurotiomycetes; Eurotiales; Aspergillaceae. The record is from the annotation of a GenBank genome assembly.
AUGGACACAUCUGACCGACCGGUUCAUCCAUCAACAUCAGUGACCUCGACUGUGCCACCUCCAGAUGGCGGGUUCCAUGCGUGGGCCCAAGUUGUAUCGGGCCACUUGGUCGUCGCUCUGACAUGGGGUUACGCUUCUAGCUUUGGGGUAUUCCAAAAUCACUAUCAAGCCACUCUACCCCAAACUCCUUCGGAUAUCUCAUGGAUAGGUGGAUUCCAAGUGUUCUGUCUCCUAUUUAUUUCCACGCUAUCUGGGCGAGCAACAGAUGCCGGGCUUGCACGACCGGUAGUAGCCCUGGGCGCGUUUCUUCUGCUAUUAGGUACAUUCAUGACAAGUCUGGCCACGGAUUACUGGCAAAUUUUCCUAGCACAGGGCCUCUGCAUAGGUAUCGGUCAAGGUCUGAUGUGGCUGCCGAGCGUGACGUUGAUUUCCACGUACUUUGCGCGCCACCCUGUCUUCGCUGUCACAGCUGCGGCCACUGGUACGAGUACAGGGGGUAUCAUUUUCCCGGCAAUGAUCCAGUAUCUCACUCCUCAAAUUGGGUUCUUUUGGGCGGUUCGUUGCAUGGGACUUGUCGCCCUGAUUAUGGUUCUCAUCGUCCUCGCGCUCUUACGUCCGAGGCUUCCUCCCCGCAAGUCAGGUCCACUUGUUAAAUUGGAAGCAUUCAAAGAGCCGGCUUAUAUGCUUUUCACUCUUGGGGUAUUUCUCCUUUAUUGGACACUGUAUUUUGCUUUCUUCUACGUUUAUGCGACGGAAACGCUGCACCUUUCUCAGUCAGCCGCCGUCAACCUUAUUAUUGUCAUCAAUGCAUGCGGUAUUCCAAUUCGCGCGCCCUGCGGAUACUUGGCCGAUCGAUACAUUGGCCCACUUAACUGUCUGAUUCCCUGGGUAGGUCUAUGCGGUAUUCUAAUGUUCUGUUGGGCCGCAGUUCAUACUGUCGUCGAACUCUACGUAUUCGCCGUAUUCUACGGUCUGGCCUCGGCAGCCGCCAUGGCUUUGUUUGCCGGUACUGUGCCUUCGUUGACUAAAGACCUGGACAAAAUUGGAACUCGAGUUGGAAUGGCGCUCACGUUGAUGAGCUUCGGACCCUUGACUGGCCCUUCUGUCGCGGGAGCGUUGAUAGCUCGGACGGGAGGUAGCUAUCUUUCUGGACAGAUCUGGGCAGGUGCCGCUUUGAUUGUAGGUGCGUUGGCUCUAGUCGGGACGCGCAUCAUUAUAUCUGGACCUCGUCUUCGAGUGAAACUAUAG